AAAUAUAGAGAUUGACAAGACGGAAAAUUGAGCGGAUUUUCUGUAAACCACACCAUAUUAAAACAAGAAGCCAAUAGCUUUCUCUGAUUGCCACGAACAUUUUGCGAAGACUUUCCUUAGUUCAGGCUUAAAUGGACAUCUACAGUAUAAGUGACGAGAGGACACUUAAUGAGUUCAUCGACAACACCGUGAAACCGGACAGGGAGACUUUACAGAGAAAUAAUGCGAUGGUGGACCGGCUUGUUCAUUUUCUCCAGAAUAACGUUCCAGGAAGGAUUCGACCGAAACGUGUUAUAAAAGGGGGGUCGUUCGGCAAAGGCACAGCGGUUCGCGGAACGUCUGACAUCGACUUGGUUCAUAUGCUAGCCGAGUACAACAGCGUGGACAAAUACACGAAGGAUUCGGAGGAUUUGCUGAAAGACCUGAAAACAUACCUGACGAAGUACGGUCAGGCUCAGCUAGUGAGGAUAACAACCUACUCUGUAGAGGUCAAGCUUACAAAUGGCAACUUCUCGCAGACAGUAGACGUCGUUCUGGGCGUUGACUUGCUUGAUAGAGGCAUGGUCCCGGACCACGUGUUCGACCAGAUGCAAGGCCCGGAUGUGGAUGUGCACUUGUAUUCGGUGACCUUGACACCCUUGCAGAUCGAGGUCAUACAGGCACUGCCCACGCAGGUCAAGGAUUUGAUAAGAAUCGUCAAAUACUGGGGCGAUGUGAAAAAAGGGGUUUACGUGGAACACUGGCCUAACUCUUUCACCAUGGAGCUGGUAGUGAUUCAUGCGUGGAACAACGCCGGAAGUCCCAGUACAAGCUUCAGUAUGAUUCGCGCGCUACAUGCUGUGCUGACGUCACUAGUGAAUCAUCGCCAGUUCAAUGUCACAUUUCCGAGCCAGAUGAAAUACUCCCCAACUAGGCUGAAAAUAUGUUUGCCACAAAGGAAUGCUCCGUAUAUCAUUGACCCUACGAACCCCUACAACGACAUGUACCACGGAAGAAAAGGGGGUUUGGCCUACGACUGGAACGACGUUGCCACGGAGGCGAGUACGUGGCUGCGACUUUCGUUGUUCCGCAGCGUCACUGGCACACACUCGAGGUGGCAAUAGGGACCUCUCGGCCCAUCAGAGCAGAGAUAUGACUGGUUUUGAGAAGAGCUCGUAUCAAAUUACCGCCGCCAAUAUAUAGACCGCGUGAUGAUCGAUAUAACUAUUAUUGUUAUAGUUUGUUAUAGUUUGUAAUUUUUAAUAUCGUUCUUUUCUAUUAACGCUAACAUUUUCAACUGUUCUUUUAUAUUCAGAAUGCUCAUGUUUGCAGAUAACUGCACUUUCAUUAAA
This is a messenger RNA of Dreissena polymorpha, 1331 nucleotides long. Its product is annotated as 2'-5'-oligoadenylate synthase 1-like. The record is from RefSeq and is a predicted model, not a curated record. Gene Ontology annotation, biological process: regulation of ribonuclease activity. NCBI's taxonomy places the organism in Eukaryota, Metazoa, Mollusca, Bivalvia, Myida, Dreissenidae. Gene Ontology annotation, molecular function: double-stranded RNA binding; 2'-5'-oligoadenylate synthetase activity. The transcript is spliced from 5 exons. Gene Ontology annotation, cellular component: membrane; nucleoplasm; cytosol. Bases 132 to 1103 code for a protein of 323 amino acids.